GACGUGUAGCGCAGCAAGAGCAUCUUCCAACAUGGCGUCUGUAUCCUCGGGAUUCCCUUUCAACCUGCCGGUUGCAUCUCUGUUGCUGAUCCUGCUGCUAUGCCUGCAUUCGGGGGGAGGCCAGAAGAAGAAAGAGAACAUGUUGGUGGAGAAGGUGGAUCAGAUGAUGGAGUGGAGCUCCAGGCGUUCUGUGAUCCGGAUGAACGGCGAUAAGUUCCGGAGGUUCGUCAAGGCCCCGCCCCGGAACUACUCGGUCAUCGUGAUGUUCACUGCGCUGCAGCCACAGAGGCAGUGCUCCGUCUGCAGACAAGCUAACGAGGAGUACCAGGUGCUGGCUAACUCCUGGCGCUACUCUUCAGCUUUCUGUAACAAACUCUUCUUCACCGUGGUGGACUAUGAUGAGGGGGCGGACGUCUUUCAGCAGCUGAAUAUGAACUCAGCCCCUACCUUCAUGCACUUCCCAGCUAAGGGGAAGCCUAAGAGGGCAGACACCUUUGACCUCCAGCGGAUCGGCUUUGCCUCGGAGCAGCUGGCCAAGUGGAUCGCAGACCGCACCGACGUACAGAUCCGUGUGUUCCGUCCCCCUAACUACUCUGGCACAAUAGCCUUGGCCCUGCUGGUGUCCCUGGUAGGAGGGCUGCUCUACCUCCGCAGGAACAACCUGGAGUUCAUCUACAACAAGACUGGCUGGGCCAUGGCCGCGCUGUGUGUGGUGUUUGCCAUGACAUCAGGCCAGAUGUGGAACCACAUCCGCGGCCCACCUUACGCACACAAGAACCCCCAGAACGGCCAAGUGAGUUAUAUCCAUGGGAGCAGCCAGGCCCAGUUUGUAGCUGAGUCCCACAUCAUCCUGCUGCUCAAUGCCGCCAUCACCAUGGGGAUGGUCCUGCUCAACGAGGCGGCGACGUCCAAAGGAGAUGUGGGCAAGAGGAGAAUUAUCUGCCUGGUGGGACUGGGCCUGGUGGUGUUCUUCUUCAGCUUCCUUCUGUCCAUCUUCAGGUCCAAGUACCACGGCUACCCCUACAGCUUCCUUAUAAAGUGAGUCUGAGGCGCCGUCUUCAGAGUGAAGGGUGAAGAGGCUACUUGAUGCUGCUAGCUGAGAGGCUGCAGACACCGGGACAGGGUGCAUGGGGCGGGGGGGGUCAUUUCAACUGCUGUACUCAAUCUGCUUAAUAAAUGAUAAUGUGUUGAGAAACUGA
This is a messenger RNA of Oncorhynchus tshawytscha (Chinook salmon), 1199 nucleotides long. It is a transcript of the gene tusc3, whose product is annotated as tumor suppressor candidate 3. The coding region runs from base 32 to 1042 and encodes 336 amino acids. The transcript is spliced from 10 exons. NCBI's taxonomy places the organism in Eukaryota, Metazoa, Chordata, Actinopteri, Salmoniformes, Salmonidae. The record is from RefSeq and is a predicted model, not a curated record. Gene Ontology annotation, cellular component: oligosaccharyltransferase complex.